Solea solea (common sole) is the source of this 4524-nucleotide messenger RNA. It is a transcript of the gene elovl5, whose product is annotated as ELOVL fatty acid elongase 5. Bases 151 to 1017 code for a protein of 288 amino acids. The record is from RefSeq and is a predicted model, not a curated record. NCBI's taxonomy places the organism in Eukaryota, Metazoa, Chordata, Actinopteri, Pleuronectiformes, Soleidae. Gene Ontology annotation, molecular function: fatty acid elongase activity. Gene Ontology annotation, cellular component: endoplasmic reticulum; endoplasmic reticulum membrane. The transcript is spliced from 8 exons. Gene Ontology annotation, biological process: fatty acid elongation, polyunsaturated fatty acid; fatty acid elongation, monounsaturated fatty acid; fatty acid elongation, saturated fatty acid.
ACGCGCGCGCACACACACACACACACACCACAGACCUGCAUCUCCCUCUCUCUCCCUCUCUCGCUGCGUGCACCGUCUACAUCUCUGUGUGUCUGCGUGUGUCUGUGUGUGUCUGUAUGUGUGUGUAACUGCUGAACUUAAUGGUAACAAAUGGAGGCCUUCAAUCAUAAACUGAACACUCACAUAGACUCAUGGCUGGGCCCCAGAGAUCAGCGGGUGAGGGGAUGGCUGCUGUUGGACGACUACCCACCAACCUUUGCACUCACAGUCAUGUACCUUCUGAUUGUGUGGAUGGGGCCCAAGUACAUGCAGCACAGGCAGCCGUACUCCUGCAGAGGCCUUCUGGUGCUCUACAAUCUGGGCCUCACGCUCUUGUCUUUCUACAUGUUCUAUGAGCUUGUUAGUGCUGUGUGGCACGGCGGCUACAACUUCUACUGUCAGGACAUUCACAGUGCGCCUGAAGUGGAUAAGAAGGUGAUAAAGGUCCUGUGGUGGUACUACUUCUCCAAAGUCAUCGAGUUCAUGGACACGUUUUUCUUCAUUCUACGGAAGAACAAUCAUCAGAUUACUUUUCUUCACAUUUACCACCACGCGAGCAUGCUGAACAUCUGGUGGUUCGUCAUGAACUGGAUACCCUGCGGCCACUCGUACUUUGGUGCCUCCAUAAACAGCUUUGUACACGUGGUGAUGUAUUCUUACUACGGCCUCUCUGCCAUCCCAGCCGUGCGGCCGUACCUCUGGUGGAAGAGAUACAUCACACAGUUACAGCUGAUCCAGUUCUUUUUAACCGUCUCCCACACAAUGUCCGCAGUCAUAUGGCCGUGUGGCUUCCCCAUGCGAUGGCUGUACUUCCAAAUAAGUUAUAUGGUUACCCUCAUCAUCCUUUUUGCAAACUUCUACAUUCAGACGUACAAGAAGCGCAGUGGUUCUCGACAGAAGGGCUCUCCUGCACAUGGACAUACAAAUGGAACACCAUCCAUGGAGCACAGUGCACACAAGAAACUAAGGGUGGAUUGACCUUUGAGGAAGUAUCACCCAAACUCUCACUGUAGUGUAUUAGCUAAUGCUGCUAGAAGGUAUAUGUAUUUUCUUAAUUAAAAUAGCGUUGACUUGAGAUGAAGUAAGCCAUAGCUACAUAUAUAUCCAGGGAUUUUUCAUGUUUUUGCACAAUGCACAUGGUACAAUAAGGCAAAUAUUGUUAUAGUUCAAGGACAAGAGAAUUGUAUCAUCACUGGGUUUAAAUUUAAAUCCAUCCUCAGCUGAGUGAUUAAGUAUUUAUUCAUAAAACUGAGCCUAAAGGUGUCUGGUUUUAGUUUAUGAUUUAAAAAAAUAUGUGACUGAAGCUCUUAGUUGUGCAAAUUGAGGUGAAAUAUUGUGGAAAUACAACAAAUCUCAAAAAAAAACAAAAACAAAAAACAUUUAACAAAACUCACCCUAGAUAUGCCAUUUGCAAAAUCACUGGCAUUAAUAGAAUUUGUAGGGUUGUUCAUUUGAUCAAGACCGCACUCGCUCUGCACCACAUGCUCUGCACUAAAGAAAGCACUUACUGAUGCGUGCUUGUCAUGCAAAUAAAAAGUAAAUCAAUGUAACUGCUUUGGGGUCAAAUGUAAUAUAAAUGUUAGUUUUAAAAAUACACCAGCUUUGGAGGUUCUUUGUACAGCUGACAGUGUUUUCUGAGAAAUUGGUAUUAAACAUGAAUGAUCACUCAUGAAACUGAACGAAUGAAUUGAAUUCAAUCAACUCAGUCAUUGAAUUGGCGCCAUGUGAAAUGGUACUGUAGCGAUUCAGUGGUGACACCCAGUCCUUUUUAAAAAAUAAAUAAAUAAAUAAAAAAUAUGACUGAUACUGCACAAUAUUUACACCUCAACACUCUAAAGGAAAUGUCUUUAUUGCUACCAGCAAAACACAUAUUUUGAGUUAUUCAAUGACCCUCAGACGGUCCAAAGGUGACAGCUCCAGACAGUGAUUUGGACAGCGGAGCGUUCCAUCACAUUUGUUGACGUUGACCAAAAGGUCAAUUAAAAGAACACAGUGGUUACUAUGGCCUUAUCUAACACUUUCCCUGUGCAGUGACAUGACGCUGAAAUGUGCCCCUGUGUAAAACUGUAACGCCUAUUUAAUGCAGAUAUUAACAGCACAAGUUAAAAAUGCAGCACGUGGGUCUCCAAGAUACAAUAUUAAAGGGCAGUUAGAGUAGUUUUUAGUAUCUAACUCUGAUAUUAACCUUUUAACAAAAAGAAGUGUACGCCUUUCACACUAUUGUAUCUAUUGCAGUCUUACCCAGUAAAUGCAAUUCAAACUUAAAUUCACCUGCUUUUUAGGUCUGUAGUGCAUAGGGUUGCCAAGUUUCUGAUAAGAAAAUAAGGAAUGCUAAUGUACCUGACAUAUUGCAAUUUAAAUUACCCACACACACUACAAACUCACAGAUUAAAAUAUCCACUUAAACUGUUUUACAAUAGUGUUUCUAUGUAUAUUUCUGUAUCAUUCUAUCAACCAAAAUGAGUUUAAAAAUGGAUAUUUAUCCAUUUUUUCACCUGAGCAGUAUUCUCCUGGUGCCAUUUUCCCUUUAUACCUUGCUGCGUCUCUGUUGCUACAUACACAGGACUCAAAGUGACCAAUUAAAAGUGCACAUUUUCUGUUUAAUGAAAGCAGGAGAAGGAUUGUAUUUGCCCAUCAGACUAACCAGACUGUAAUUUUUGCCGUGAUCAUAUCUGUUCAAUACGGAACAAAUCCUUAUUUUACUGGAAUGGUGGCAGCCCUAGUAGUGCACCGUCAUCGGUAACCUUAGGUAUCAGCUCUAUUAAGUCAAACUAAUUUAGUACUUCACAAUCACUAUUAUAGAUUCAUAUAAUAUAUAUAUAUAUAUGUAUAUUUUACUACUGUAUAGUUGAGAGUGAAUGCUAUCAACCCUAGAAACUGCAAUUAGGGAGAAAAUACUCCCCCCACUUAUUAGAUGCUCAUGGAUUUAACCCAGAUAGGAAAAAUGUCGUCUUUAUCACAAUUAAAAGCUAUAGAACAGUAAACAAUAAGGUGCAAAAAUUAUGAAGUCACACUUACUUAACAAAAUAGUGAUGCUUAUCUCAGGUUUAAUAGGAAAUGCUCGUUGUUGAGAGUUAGCGAAGAAGAUAGCUCACCAUUCACAAGUGGUUAGCUUAGCCUAGCAUUAUGAAACUGGGGGAAAGGUUAAACCAAACGAUGUCCAGAGAUUUUGUAAAUCACCCUCGUUUUCAUCUAACCUUUGUUGAGCGUCACUACACAGGCUGUUUCCCGUUAUUUUCAGUCGUUAUGCUAGUUAAUAAGUUCUGUGUACAUACUUUUUGAAUGUUAUAUCUUUCUUCUCAGCUAAAAAGAAAUGUUUUUUUUGUUAUCAUUCUCCCCCCAAAAAAACAUCAGUUUUCUCAUUUUACGAAGUAAAAUCAAUAAAUCAUGAUAUCAGUGUAAUUGUAUAUUGGGCAAGAGGGUUGCAGUGUACACAGUUCCAGUCACCAAUGUCACAUUAGAUCAUGACAUAACAUGGUAUAAAAAGAAAGCUACACAGACGUUGAAGUGUAAAUUAAACACUGCGUCACUCCACUGUGCUAAUUCAGUCUAAUGACACUCUACAGUAUGGCCUUAAAAACUGAGUUUCUCUCAUGUAUGGAUGACCUACAUUGUCACUGCAUGUGUGGUAGGGCUACAACAAAUAUCCGAUUAAUCAAUUACUAAAUUAAUUGUAAACUAUUUUAGUAAUCAGUGUUCUUUCAAUAAUUAAAACAAGCUUUCUGAUUUUUCAGCUUCUUAAAUGUGAAUGUUUUCUGAGGUCUUUGCUUCAUAUAACAAGGAAAUCAUUAAAAAUCAUGUUAACUGGACACAGAAUGGUCACAGAAUGACUGCUAAUGGCUAGGGAAGAAUAGGUUUAUAGGAUAUUACUGUUAGAUAAAAAUAAUAAUAAUUUCUGACAUUGUUAAAUCAUUAAUUCCAUUAUGACACAACAAAACAAACUAAUCCUGCUGGUAAAGCUUCAUUCCUUUGUGCACAUUCAGUAUUCUCAUUUUUAUCUAUUUAAAUGUGAUUACAUUUAUCAGCAAUUCUUUCUCUUUUUAUGCCAACAUGUUGAAUAAAGAUGUUAAACAUUGUUACCAUGAGCAUAUUAACAUGCCAAUGUUAGCACUGUAGCUGAAACCAGUGGCUGUAGACUUGUUAAUUAAAGCUCUGAUAUUAUCGACAAACGUUGAAGAUCUGCGAGCGAUGCAAAAACAGACUCUUAUUGUGAACAUGAAUGAACGGUUAUUUGAAUAAAUAAAUAAAAUAACUUGAUCACACUGACGGUUUAAUUGUGAAUUACUAGACUGUAUCAAAUUACAAAUGUGAAUGUAUAUUUGGAGGAGGGGGAUUAUUCUCAUUCAGCCCAUGACUCCUACUACUCUGCUUAUUUUCUCAGGUAAUACCAUGUCUGCUGUUAACAGUCUUAACAUGUAAUGUAAUGUUGAUUGCUAAAAAUUUCAAUAAAUUACAGUUUACUCCAGAAAUGUACUAACACUUUAA